This is a messenger RNA of Mycena citricolor, 3166 nucleotides long. The record is from the annotation of a GenBank genome assembly. NCBI's taxonomy places the organism in Eukaryota, Fungi, Basidiomycota, Agaricomycetes, Agaricales, Mycenaceae.
AUCUGGACAUCACAGCCUUAUCUGUCAGUCAUUUCUCUCGGCAUGUAAGGGCUCAUCUCCGAUUUUAUGAGGUCGCAGAAUCAGCUGAUUCCACAAACAGCACUCCCUGACAUGCAUAUGAUAUUCGAAUUUCUCAGGGUCUCUUAACUUGUCGUUAACCAUGUUUACCACCUGCUGCAGCCUCCCCGAACUCCCAGUCGUGUCUCUGGCACGUUUCUUGCGUUCUCAGCUGCCGCUUACGGCUUAUAUGUUCUGCUGUAUCGGGUCCUGCUGUAUCCUCGCUUUUUCUCUCCACUCCGUCACGUCCCUGGCCCCUCUCGGAAAUCCCCUUCUGGGCCACUAUCUCACUAUCGUGAAAGAGGAAACCUGCAUCCCCCAAAAGCAAUGGGUUGCCGCCUAUGGACCUUUCGUUCGAUUCACCGGCUUAUUUGGGGACGAACGGCUCGUCGUUCUGGAAACCCAAGCUUUGAAAGAGAUACUCGUGAACGAUUGGUUGGAUUACCCCCGCCCUCAAUUCAUGCGAGACGUUCUCGGGCUUGUGGCGGGGUAUGGUCUUCUGACAAUCACAGGCGACGAACACAAGUCAUUGCGCAAAGCUAUGAAUCCGGCUUUCUCCAUCGCCAAUCUUAUGGCUCAGGCGGACAUGUAUCAUGGACCCAUCGAAAGGUAUCGAUCACAUAAAUACAGCACCAAAUUACGAAGACUCAUGGUCUGGAAGCCUCGUACCCUUCUCUCUCAAGAAAUUGAGCAGGAACCUGCUGCUGCCGAUGGCAAAGUGUUCAUGGUCUAUGAAUGGAUGGGGAAAGUCACCUUGGACAUUAUUUGUGAUACGGCCUUCGGAUACGAACCUGACUGUCUGCACAAUCCACACAACGAAUUAGCGGUCGCUUUUGAAGGCCUCCUCUCACUUCAGUCCGGAGUCAACCUCGCGAAGCUCAUCGCAGUCAUAGCAAUCCCGGGCGUCAAGACACUGCUGACGACUGAUUGGAUGUUUGAGCACCGUCAUCUAAUCCGAUACAUCCCUUUCCUCUCAGCGCUGGACACGCUUGUCGGAACUUUGCACACGAUCCGUCGAAUCUCUCGGGAGCUUUUACUGGAGAAAACGACAGAUCUCAGUGUGUCGCCGGAUGACACCAGCACCAAGAAGGAUAUCAUGUCUCUGCUUGUUCGUCAGCGAAAGGCAGAAUUGGAUGCCAAUCCCCGGGCCGAUGCGAUGUCUGAUAGGGCCAUGGUCGAUCAAGUUCUGACCUUCCUUGCUGCUGGACAUGAGACCACUGCCACCGGAAUCACCUGGACUCUCUGGCUUCUAGCCAAUGAUCCAGCGAGCCAGCACAAACUUCGCGAAGAAGUAACUCACAUCUAUGCUUUGAAUCCUCGUCCAGAUUACCGCACGCUGAAAAGUCUGACUUGGCUGGACUGUGUCGUGAACGAGGGACUGCGCGUUCUUCCGCCUGUUCCACUGACAAUGCGCAAGGCAGCAAAGACCGACUAUGUUGCGGGUGUGUUAGUGCCGGAAGGUACUGUCAUCCAGUUCCCGAUCCGAGUCAUCAACACUUGGAAACAAGUAUGGGGCGAAGAUGCCGACGAGUUUCGCCCAGGUCGCUGGCUCGACUUGCCUAAAGCUUACAACGCGACAUUUUCCCAAUUCUCAUUUAUCGCCGGCCCCCAUGGUUGUAUCGGCAAAACAAUGGCAGUAAGUGAGAUGAAGGCGGUUAUAAGUGCCUUGGUCUAUAAUUUUGAGUUCAGUCCUGCGUACUCGGGACAGAUCGCGCAUCCAGCAGCCGCUAUCACAAUGAGGAACUUUGAGCCUCCCGGCUCUAAAGCAUUGCGAGACUAUGUACAAGAAUUCGACGAUAGGGUAGAUCCGAAUAAGCGGGAGCUCAUGAGGCUGCGACAGCUCGAGAAACAACAACUGAAUCUGACGGACACCUUCACUCCGCCUGCUGCUCCACCACCCAAGCCUAAGGGUCCGAAAUGUUCUGUGUGCUUCAAGCAUAUCCAGGUUUCCGUCAAUCCAUGGCAACUUGCCAAGACUGAACGCAUGAUGGCGGAGCUCUCGGAUGACUCUGGCGACGAGGAGGAAGGUGAUCGACAACCCCGCGUACCCCGCAAGCCUGUUCUCCAUGGAAUGCAACUUGCAACUUGCAAGCACUACUUCUGUGGGGCAUGUCUGGCUCAAGCGAUAUACCAUCGCCUCAACAUAGCCUUUGAUCCUGCGCUCUAUGGGACGGCAUUGAAAGAGAACAAGCUCGCGGAACCAGGUAGACGCGCAGACUUUCCGAUAUCAUGUCCCACGUGUCAAGUCAAGCCUGGGGAAGAGGCCGUCGAAAUCAGCGACGUAACGGCUCGUCUGGUGUUGGGCCAAGACAAUAUGGACGAGUGGAAUCACGCGCGGUUCUUGUCCUCGCUGAAUCUCAUUUAUUGCCCGCAUAAAGGAUGCGACGAGUGUUUCGAUGCGGAUGAUGUGGCCCCUGCUCCCAGCGGUGUGGAACAUGCUGAUACGUUGGUCCAAUGCCCACGCUGUCGAGGCUCACUUUGCAAGGCUUGCAAGUCUUUGUGGCACGAGAAUUUGACGUGCCAGGCGUAUCAAGCAUUGCCAAUCGCAGAGCGUGCUCCCGAGGACAUCGCAUUCGCCAAUCUGGCCGAGCAGGAAAAGUGGCGACGUUGUCCAAAAUGCUCGGCUAUGGUCGAGCUCAAGGUGCGUUCGGCUGCAAUCAUAUCACUUGCAUCUGCAAACACCACUUCUGCUACACUUGUGGCGCUGACUUUGAACACGACAAAGGGAAAUAUCGUUGUAAAGGAGACCAGCACGGGAGGCGAUCACUGUCUCUCCCUCCCCGGAAUCUCUAACCUUGUCGCGAUGUUGAAGAGGUACAAGGCCUUCAUGAAGAAUGAAGGUCACUUUGCUCCCCCAGGCGCGCAAGCCUUGCAAGACUUUGUCAGUGUUUAUGAUCAACAGCGCCAAUGGGUGCGCCAGACGCAGGCGGCCCUCGUCGAGAAGCAACGCGUUUUGACAGAAGAAGAAGAAGCACAACAAGCAGAGGCUCGUGCAGUUUUGGAAGCCUUGGGAAGAGAGAGCGAAGAUACACUUCGGGGCACGCAAGAUUCGGGGUCGUCUGUUAGCGGUACGUCCCAACCAGCCGUGCAGCGUAUCCUGGCCUCAUAA